Messenger RNA from Telopea speciosissima, 1369 nucleotides. RefSeq names its product NADH dehydrogenase (ubiquinone) complex I, assembly factor 6. NCBI's taxonomy places the organism in Eukaryota, Viridiplantae, Streptophyta, Magnoliopsida, Proteales, Proteaceae. The transcript is spliced from 2 exons. The record is from RefSeq and is a predicted model, not a curated record. Bases 223 to 1134 code for a protein of 303 amino acids. Gene Ontology annotation, biological process: mitochondrial respiratory chain complex I assembly; biosynthetic process. Gene Ontology annotation, cellular component: mitochondrion.
UUUCUCAGUUCUUCGCUCUAAGCUGAGAGCCUGAGCUGCAAUCAUUUUAUUUUCUCUGUCCACCAGACUCUCGUCGGGAUCUGUAAAGGGGAUUAUUAGGUUUAUUCAGAUGGGAUUAAUCCUGAUAGAGAAACUUGGAUGAGAGUGCUGUGACAAAGCUGAUUCUCAUUUUGUAUUCCGAGAGUUCUUACAAGGCACAGAAGCGAUCACAAUAAGGGUGUGAUGAAUAGCACUUCUGCAUCCAGCAGCAUCAAGACAGCCUUCUCGUAUUGUGUACAACAAGUACGGAGCUAUGAUUACCACCAGUACCUUUGUCUCCUCCAUCUCCCGCCUGACAUGCGAAAGGCCGCAUUCGCCCUCCGGGCUUUUAAUGUGGAGACAGCUAGAGCCAUGGAUGUUGCUUCUGAUCCCAGAAUUGGCCUUAUGCGUCUCCUCUGGUGGCAGGAAGCCAUAGACAAGAUCUUUGCUCACAAGGUCAUUGAGCACCCAACAGCUCAGGCCCUCUCCCAUGUAAUCUCUGAGCAGAAAAUCAGCAAGGGUUGGCUUAAACGGUCUAUUGAAGCUCGGAUCAAUGAUGCAAGAAGGGAAGAGAAUGACAUCCCAGAGACAAUCGGAGAGUUGGAGAAAUAUGCAGAGGACACAGCGUCCAUUAUGCUUUACUUGACACUACAAGCUGGUGGUAUCAGCUCUACUGCAGCAGAUCAUGCUGCCUCACAUAUUGGGAAAGCAAGUGGCCUUCUAUUGCUGCUUAAGUCACUGCCUUAUCAUGCUAGUCGUAACCACCAUAUUUCUUAUAUACCAGCUGAUGUAGCAUCUAACCACGGGUUAUUAGUUAAGUAUGGAAAUCAAUCCGAAAUUCAGAUGGACAACCGUGAGGGGUUGUCAGAUGCAGUUUUUGAGAUGGCAUCAGUAGCUAAUGACCAUCUCCAGAAGGCUCGUGAAUUAGCUGGGACUGUACCUACCAAGGCUCUUCCAGUGCUUCUGCCAGCUGUGCCUGCACAGGUUCUGUUGGACUCACUACGUCGUGCACACUUUGAUGUGUUUGAUCCACGGUUAGCUCGGGGAGUUCUGGGGAUCUCUCCAUUAUGGUUCCAAUUGAAGUUGAAGUGGCAUGCAUGGAGAGGGAAGUACUGAAUCCUAUUCAUCCCCCCCCCCCCUCCCUUUUUCCCCUCCUCAAAUUUUCAUAGGAUGAGGACUAAAACCAGCUGGAGUGUGGCUAGGUAUUUGAGUUUUAUUUCUUGACGUUACAAUAAAAAAGCACAAUAUAAAGGUGCUUGGUCUCACAUUUAAUCUUUUCCCCCCUUCAUUUAUUUGUUUGCCCUGUUUGGUGUCUUCUCUACUUCAAUAUUUUCUUCAUUUGUAUUUUGUA